Messenger RNA from Macrobrachium nipponense, 994 nucleotides. RefSeq lists its product as uncharacterized. The record is from RefSeq and is a predicted model, not a curated record. NCBI's taxonomy places the organism in Eukaryota, Metazoa, Arthropoda, Malacostraca, Decapoda, Palaemonidae. Bases 601 to 978 code for a protein of 125 amino acids. The transcript is spliced from 3 exons.
CGUCAAGCUUCUGUUGGGGUGUGAUGCCGAUACGCAUUACAUGUGUAAUGCGAUUGUUUACUUGGGAAAGGACACAGUGAGGGUGCCGAGAGGACAGACGUUGGGAGAAGUUUUCCCGAUGGACCUUGUGCGACCUUUUCGUCGAAGGGGUCGCACACUGACGACUGAUAACUUCUUGAUGACCUUACCUCUCGCCUUAUGACUCGCUGACGAUGGCAUGUAUUUGUGUGGCACCAUUCGGCAGAAACCUUAUAUCCCUAAGAAACUUUCUGAGAGUGUGCUUCCCGUCAAGGACUCAGUGGCCGUGUUCAGUUACAAACACGAUUUGACUCUCCAGUGUCAGCAAUUCAGCAGGAUUAAGAAGGUGAUGCUGUAGAGGUCCCUGCAUCAUGAUCUGUCUGAAAUCGAAAGACGUAAGACGGACAUUUAGAUGUUUUAUAAUGCAACGGAAGGGGGUGCAGACACAUUCGAUCAGAUGUGUUCUACAGCAAAUUGAGUUCGUGAGACACGACGCUGGUCACUUUGUCUUUUCUACGGGUAUAUAACAUAAUUAUGGUAAAUUCUUAUAUUCUCUAUACGUACAUGCCAUAGGCAUAGAGUAUGACUAGGCGAAGGUUCAUCAAGGAGCUCACCAUUGAAUUUUGUGCUCCCCUAGUAAGUCAUCGGUAUUGCACGUUGACCAACUUGUCAAGGCCCCUGCGUAUCCUGAUGGCGGAUACGUUAACGCUGGCUGAGCCAUUGGCCACAUCAAGCUGCCCAAGUGUGUUCGCUACCAAAGCAGCCUAUCUAGACAAGACCACAAGACAAACACAGCAUGUUUGCGAUGCAACGGGCCCGUCUGCCUACAGAAUCAAACUGUCUUGUGUCCGAAGUAGCAAAUUUGGUAGUCGCACUUGUCGUGGUAGGGGGCCAUUUUGCGGACAUACCCGAAAGGUAGAGAUGUGGUCGUCGUAUUUGUCGUGGCCGGGGGCCAUUUAGUGUACAUAUCCGUUAG